UUGAUAUUGAGUCAAUAUUUCCAUUUCUGAAUUUCAAUUUUCAAUAUAAUAUUAUAAUGAACUAUGAAGUGUUUGUAUAAUCGCAUUUCGUUUUAUCAUUAGGAUUAAAGACAUUUUAACAUACAUUUUUGAGUUGCGCUGACGUUUGUACAAUCGUAUUACAGAUUUUGUACUCUUAAAUAAUAAUUUAGUAAAAUGUUUAAGACCUUGAGGUUUUUGUCUCAGCUCUCAUCAACUGUUCAAACUGGAUUGCGAUCUUCAAUUUUGAUUUUGAACAAAUAUUCGGGUCGAAGUAUCUACUAUCAAUGUCGACAGCCGAUUUUGGCAAACAAAUUUCUAUGUGUCAACAUGGACAGACGUUACAAACGUACAAAGAAAGAAAAUGAUCGAGAUUCUGACGAUGAAUUUGAUUUAGAAAUGGAUGAAUCCAGUCAACUGAUUAAAUUUAGAACUAGUACGAUGAGAAUGGAUACUGUCCUAAAACAUGCACUAGGAAAGUCUAGAAAUAAAAUUGAAGUAGCUUUUUAUGAAAGUCGUAUCCGUGUAAAUGGAGAAAAAGUACAGAAGAAAAGCCAUGCAAUAGAAGUAGGUGAUGAGGUGGAUCUGGUCAAAGGUCCUAGUCCAAAUAAUCCAGAUUUUCUUUUAGUAUCAAGAGUAGAAGUUUUGUCUUCCAAAUUAGAUGGAGAUGAAUUAGAAGUGAAAUUAAAAAAGUACAAGAGCCUUUUGAUAAAUAAUUAUGAAAAUAAAUGGAAACCACAAUCAUAAAAUAUGUUGUACAUUUAGAUAAGAUAAUUUAAUUUUAAUACUUUAUUUAUAGAAAGUUAAUUUUAAAUUAUAUUUCCAGCGUUCAAAAAUGUGUAAAGAAAUUUAUUAUAUUAUAGGUUUAUAUUGAAAGUGUCAAAAAAUAAAAUGUAUUUAAUUAGCCCAUAAA
This is a messenger RNA of Rhopalosiphum padi (bird cherry-oat aphid), 931 nucleotides long. RefSeq names its product mitochondrial transcription rescue factor 1. The transcript is spliced from 3 exons. The record is from RefSeq and is a predicted model, not a curated record. Lineage: Eukaryota; Metazoa; Arthropoda; Insecta; Hemiptera; Aphididae. The coding region runs from base 196 to 765 and encodes 189 amino acids. Gene Ontology annotation, molecular function: RNA binding.